Pongo pygmaeus (Bornean orangutan) is the source of this 797-nucleotide messenger RNA. It is a transcript of the gene COX4I1, whose product is annotated as cytochrome c oxidase subunit 4I1. NCBI's taxonomy places the organism in Eukaryota, Metazoa, Chordata, Mammalia, Primates, Hominidae. Bases 160 to 669 code for a protein of 169 amino acids. Gene Ontology annotation, biological process: mitochondrial electron transport, cytochrome c to oxygen. The record is from RefSeq and is a predicted model, not a curated record. The transcript has 5 exons. Gene Ontology annotation, cellular component: respiratory chain complex IV.
GUUCGUAGCGCUACUCUUUUCCGCUCCACGGUGACCUCCGUGUGGUCGGUGCGGGCGGAGUCUUCCUCGAUCCCGUGGUGCUCCGCGGCGCGGCCUUGCUCUCUUCCGGUCGCGGGACACCGGGCGUAGAGGGCGGUCGCGGCGGGCAGUGGCGGCAGAAUGUUGGCUACCAGGGUAUUUAGCCUAGUUGGCAAGCGAGCAAUUUCCACCUCUGUGUGUGUACGAGCACAUGAAAGUGUUGUGAAGAGCGAAGACUUUUCGCUCUCAGCUUAUGUGGAUCGGCGUGACCACCCCUUGCCGGAGGUGGCCCAUGUCAAGCACCUGUCUGCCAGCCAGAAGGCCUUGAAGGAGAAGGAGAAGGCCUCCUGGAGCAGCCUCUCCAUGGAUGAGAAAGUCGAGUUGUAUCGCAUUAAGUUCAAGGAGAGCUUUGCUGAGAUGAACAGGGGCUCGAACGAGUGGAAGACGGUUGUGGGCGGUGCCAUGUUCUUCAUCGGCUUCACCGCGCUCAUUAUCAUGUGGCAGAAGCGCCAUGUGUACGGCCCCCUCCCGCAAAGCUUUGACAAAGAGUGGGUGGCCAAGCAGACCAAGAGGAUGCUGGACAUGAAGGUGAACCCCAUCCAGGGCUUAGCCUCCAAGUGGGACUACGAAAAGAAUGAGUGGAAGAAGUGAGAGAUGCUGGCCUGCGCCUGCACCUGCGCCUGGCUCUGUCACCGCCAUGCAACUCCAUGCCUAUUUACUGGAAACCUGUUAUGCCAAACAGUUGUACCACUGCUAAUAAAUGACCAGUUUACCUGAAA